Carassius carassius (crucian carp) is the source of this 6464-nucleotide messenger RNA. RefSeq names its product protein PRRC2A-like. The coding region runs from base 334 to 6069 and encodes 1911 amino acids. Gene Ontology annotation, biological process: cell differentiation. The record is from RefSeq and is a predicted model, not a curated record. The transcript is spliced from 17 exons. NCBI's taxonomy places the organism in Eukaryota, Metazoa, Chordata, Actinopteri, Cypriniformes, Cyprinidae.
CAUCCGCCCCUCUCUGCGCUGACAUCCUCAGAAGCCGUUGACGGCUCUAACAGUGACGGAUCGAACCGCUGCAAUAUUAUUUUAUUUUUCCCUUUUCCUUUGUUUUGUGGAAAAAAAGAAAGGGGAGUACAAGUAAGCUUCCCUGCACACAUCCGUCCUCAGCAAUCCUCAUCAGAUCUCUUCAACACAUAAUCCCGUUUUGAGCUUCUGUUAGAGCUUGUGCUAACGGUAGCUAGUGCACGAUUUUUGCUAAUAACCCAACGAUACAACCUCGAGACAAGUCGGGACAAGACCAGUCUCAGGACUCACCAUACUCAAUGAGCGUACAGCGCAAUGUCAGAGCGCUCUGGGCAAACGGCAAAGGGGAAGGAUGGCAAAACCAAGUAUGCGUCUCUCAACCUGUUUGAUACCUACAAAGGAAAGAGCAUUGAAGCACAGAAGCCUGUUGUUGCCCCUCGUCAUGGCUUACAGUCUCUUGGUAAAGUUGCCUCUGCACGGCGCAUGCCCCCCCCUGCCAACUUGCCUAGUUUGAAGGCAGAGAACAAAGGCAACGACCCCAACGUCUCGCUCGUUCCCAAAGACGGCACAGGAUGGGCAAGCAAGCAGGAACAAGCAGACCCAAAGAGUACCGAUGUAUUGUCAGCAGCGCAGCCGGAGUCGCAGCAGCCUGUGGUCUCACAGACGUCUGCGCCGAGCAUGCCGAGAACACCCCCAGCUCAAGAGGCCCCAACUCAAGCUCUAGCCGCAGGGCCAAAGUCCUGGGCUCCGGCCAGUGUUACACUUGGAGUACAAGGAGAUGGUGGAAAGGGAUCAAACCAACCAUCGCCAUUCUCUCGCGAGGAAUUUCCCACCCUGCAGGCGGCUGGAGACCAGGACAAAGUUGGCAAAGAACAGGCCACUGCAGAUCAGUGGUAUGGGCCAGGACCAAGCCUCCGCCCCCAAAACGUAACAAGUUGGCGGGAUGGUGGGGGCCGGGCAUUGGCACCCACCCUGGCUGGGGAGGUAGUUGCGGAGGGCGGUCCUGUGGGAGUCAUGGUGAUGGAGGGUGCUGCUGGGGCCCCUCCCAUCCCACAGCAGAAUGCAUCUUCUCACGGGCCGCCUAGAACUUCCCCAUCCAGUAACCCCGCACUUCCCCUCCCCCAGCCACCCAUUGGCCCGCAGUUCCAGGCUUACAGAGGCAUCAUGCCUCCCUUCAUGUAUCCACCAUACCUGCCCUUCCCACCCCCUUAUGGUCCACAGGGACCUUACCGGUACCCAGCCCCAAAUGAGGCCCCUAGGUUUUCUCGGUCACAGGGUGGAGUAGGGCCAGAUGGGCGGCCCCCUGGAGGCCCCCGGGGUGAAGUGGUAAAACGCCCAUCCAUCCUCAAACAGGAUGAUCUGAAGGAGCUGGAUGAGCUGGACCAUGACGGAGAUGAAGGCUGGGCUGGAGCACAGGAGGAAAUUGACUACUCCGCAAAAUUGAAGUUCAGUGAUGAUGAAGGAGAGGAUGAUGGGGAAGAGGAACGGACUGAAAACAAGAAUGGAACCCGGGAGUCAAGGGAGCAGCAGAGAUCCCAAGAUGGACCUGCACCUGUUUCACGUUCCCGGGCAUCCGACAGUGGAGGGGAUUCGCGCCAGACCCCUCCUUCCUCUGCUGAAGAUGGCUCCACGUCCCCCUCCAGCAAGCCAGGCUGGGCCGAGGAAGGUGGAAACAGCCGGAGCAGUCAAGCAAAUGCAGGAUCUUAUCAGGGGCGUAGGCCUGGACUAAGUGGGCCAAGGGAGCAGCCCUCCCCCUUACCAGGUCCACUUCUUGGACAAGGGCCCUACUCCUACUACCACCAGGACCUGCCUUCGAACCAGUCACCAAUCUCAGGCCCCAUCCUAGCCCCCCAGAAGCCCAGUGUUGCCCAGGCACAGCAGCAGGCAGGGGAAAUGCCUGGUGGGACGACCCCUCCUCCCUCCAACACCCUGCAUCCCCAGCAACAGGGUGAGGAUGAGGAUGAGACAUGGCGGCAACGGAGGAAACAGUCAUCAACUGAGAUCUCUGCUGCGGUAGAGCGUGCCCGUCGGCGGCGCGAAGAGGAGGAGCGGAGAAUGCAGGAGGAGCGCCGUGCUGCCUGCGCAGAGAAACUGAAAAGACUUGAUGAAAAACAGCAGCAGCAACAGACUAUGAAACCCAGCACCCCCAGUGAUGCUCCAACCAACAGCCCAAGUCCUUCCUUGUCUGCACCUGCUUCAUCUCCUAAUGUCAGUCAGCCACCAUCACCCUCUGUGGACAUUGAAGACCCUCUUCUAUCAUCCACUCAAGGAAGCGGAACAACUCUAGGGUUGAAUAUUAAUAACCGACAGCGGGCUGGCAGCAACAGCAGCCAUGACUCCAGCACUGAAUCUCAGCAGGCUCUGCAGCCUCAAUCCACCCAGCAUCCACAAAUCCUGGAUGUCCCAGUGCCUGGAGAUGCCAAGGAGGAACCUGUGGUGCAUAUCCGCACUAGAGGUGGAGAUGACACAGUGAAGGUGGUUGAAAAUGUUGGUGGAACCGGACGGCAGGGAAGUGGUUCAUCUGGGCAGGGCUUUUCCAAGUAUCAAAAAUCACUUCCUCCUCGUUUUCAGAGGCAACAGCAGGAGCAACUUCUCAAACAGCAGCAGCAGUGGCAGCAGCAGCAGCAACAUAACCAGGUUGCCCAAAGUCAGCUCCAGUCCCAGGCUCAGAAUCAGCAGGGCCCCUCCCCUGGUGCCACACCACAGUCUGGGCCCAAACAACCAACCCUUUACACACCUGGCUCAAUGGGACGUCCUCCGCCUCUGCCUAUGAACUUUGAUCCCCGCUGGAUGAUGAUGCCCUACAUGGAUCCCCGAAUGAUGCAGGGACGUCCCCCACCCAUGGACUACUACACUACCAGCAUGCAUCCUACUGGGAUGAUGAGUCGAGAGCGUUCUGACUCUGGUGGCUCUGGGUCAGAUCAGUUUGAUAGGCAGCAGCAUGGUGGACCCCCUCAUCCCCAUCGUGGCACACCUCCAAUGGAUCCCAAACUGGCUUGGGGACCAGAUGGUUUUCCAGGGGGUACUGAGGGUCGAGGUCUAAGCUCCCCUCUACGGCAGAAAGCUGUUGAGGAAGAGGAGGCUGGCAAAGGUCAAAGAAGUGACACUCCUCCAGUACUUAUGCGGGAGGGAGGCACAGCUCCCAUUCAGCCUCCCAGCUCUCCAUCUGGCUCAUCCAACCAAACCCCACCACCUCUUGGGAUUCAUGUUGGGGGCCAGGGUGCUAGCCACCAUGCCCAUCAUCAGCCUUUUAUGGGUGGGCGAGGAGGUUUCGGUAACUACCCUGACAAUGGAUCCAGAAUGGGCUCCCACCUGCAGCAAAGGGCCAGUAGUGGAGGGACAUUACAUGGUUUUGGCCAUCAGGAGGGUAGUCAACAGAGCCAGAUCUGGGGGACUCCUCAUCCUCAUUAUGACCGUAAUGGCCGUUCUGAUCACUCGGCCUUGGAGACCAACUCUCAUCUCCAACACCAUGGUCCUCCCGCUCAUGCCCCUCAUUUCUCCCUUCAUCCUCAUAAGCAAGAGAAUGGCAGAGAGCGAGAAAAAAGGGGGGAGCCAAAAAAGAGUGACCCUUCACCUCCACUCCAUCAGCUGUCCCUUUCCCCUUCCUGUUCAUCAUCAUCAUCUUCCUCAGCUAGAGAAGAUGGUAGUGGAAAACAGUCACUACAUAAUCAGGUACCACCACCGAUUGAACAUAAUACUGGAUCUGCUCAUGCUUCAGGAAGGAAACAAGAGAAGAUGGGAAAUAUGCAGCAGCACCAACACCCUAAAUCAAACCCUCGCAGUCGGGAGCACAAAACUGAGACACACUGGGGCCCGAGGCCUGGUAGCAGUAGCGCAAGUGGGGGCCCAACUCAUAACAGAAAGGCUCCAGGCUCUGGAAUGAGUGGAAAUACUGAAGAAUCUGCAAAUCAGGGGGCUGAGAACAAAUCCUUUACUCACUCAGAUGGCACCACAGUUAAGCGGGCAGGUCCUAUUAAGAAACCAGUACUUAAAGAGAUUAAAAGAGAGGGUGGUGAAGGAGGGGGAGAAAAGACUACUGGAGUCUCUGGUAAAGAUAAAGAACUAGAUGCUAGCCAGACUGCAACCAAACAAGAAACGGCCUCUGGGGCCCAAGCAGCUUCAGCACUCGGUGGGAAAGAUGAUGCAGUCUCAUCAAAUAAACCCAGAACUGGUGGAAAGGAGCGAGGUAACCCUGGGGGUACAGGUAAAGGAUCCAAAAAUGGAGAAAGCUCUAUCCAGAAUUCUGGCUCUUCAGCUUCCCAGUCCAGGAGGGAAAGAGAGCAUUCUGCUGAAAGAGGAAGCACAUUUUACCAUGCAUCUUCAUCCAGAGGGAGCCGAUCCAACCGUGGUCGAGGAGAAUUCUACGGCCGAGGCCGAGGUUACAGGGGCACUUACACUGGUAGUGUAGGUGGCGGCAGCCGUGGGAAAGCAGGAGGCAGGAACAACAGGGAUUAUAGAUCAGCUAACAACAGUGGCUACCACCAUGCACCUUCUAAUCAAGAAUACAAGCGAGAGGCAUCAUCUGGCAGUGGUAGACAUGGACAUGGGGGCUCUCACCCGAAUCCGGGGCGUGCUAGAAACCGAAGUGAGACUCGAAGUGAAGGCUCUGAAUAUGAAGAGGUGCCAAAGAGGAGGAGACAACGCGGAUCUGAAACGGGCAGCGAGAGUGCUGGGAGUGACCUUGCUCACUCUGACAAGGAAGACCGCAAGCCAAACACCAAGACUGGUAUCGGAGGAGAGAACCCUACAACAGGUUCUUCAUCUUCUUCAGCUCCAAUCAGAAACUCCCAGACAAGAGUGUUCACACCAAGGGGAGUGCCAUCUAGACGUGGCAGAGGUGGUGGAGGUGGAGGUGCUGGAGGAGGUCUCCACAGAAGUGGAGGCAGUGCAGGAGUAUCUGGUGGACACAGAUCUGGACCUGGCUCUGCUUCUCAUGGCUGGUCUGUAAAAUCUGCAACUGUGCGAAAGCAUCAGACAUCCUCACAGCCAUCCCUUCCUAAAGAUACAGGCCGUGGAGCCAAUAAUGACAAGAAGAAAGCUGCGGACCAGAAUCCGUCUCAGAGUCACAGUGCAAAUCCCUCCGCACCUAAUUCCUCUGUGCCUACAGCUGUCCAACAGGGCUCCACCGAGAAUGGAAGUGCUGGAGCCCCACUGUCCUCAAGUAAUGUUCCAUCAAAUUCCUCUGGCACUCCUAUCCAGACUCUUCCUCUGUCUGCUCCUGACGGACGAAGUUUCCCUAACAGGGGAUUUGAGCGUCCCCCUCGUCGCAGACGGCACGGACGAUCUCAGCAUCAGCAGGACAAACCUCCCAGAUUCCGCAGACUUAAACAAGAGCGAGAGAAUGCAGCCCGUAUAAAUGGAAGCAGUGGAAUUAUUGAAGUCGUAGCUGGACAACAGCAGCAGCCUUCUUCACCGUUGCAGAAUUCCCUGCAAGAAACCAAUAGCACUCCCAAUGCACCUACCGCAGCUGUUGCAAAUGCAAACCACAGUGUGUCUGCAACUUCUAACAAUAAUAAGAAUAGCAGCAACCUUGGGGGUGGAAACCAAAAUUUCAACAGCCACCACCACCAUCACUACCAGGGCAACUCCCAGUCGCACCCUCAACACCAUCACAACUAUAACCCAGCUGGGGGUGCCAAAUCUCCAGACGUCUCUAACCAGAACUCUGAUCAGGCCAAUGAGGAAUGGGAAACCGCCUCCGAAAGCAGCGAUUUCACAGAGUUUCGAGAAAGAGAGGGUGGAGGAGGUGGUAAACCCUAUUCCUUCCACCAUCACCAUCACCACCAUCCAUCCGGAAGAGGUGGUGGUGGUGGCGAGAGAGAGAUGACCGCUAAAGAAUUGGCCACCAACAAGAGAAGCUUCUCCAGUCAGCGCCCUGGAAUGGAGAGGCAGAACAGAAGGGUUAAUGUCGGUGGUGGUGGUGGAGGAGGAGGAGGACGAGGCCCCAGGGGUCCACCUGGCGCUGGCGGGGCAUUCGGUGGAACUGGCAAUGGUGGGGGCAAUCGUGGUGAGAGGCGUGGCAACUGGCCCUCUCCUAAGAAUAGGAAGUGAUGUUUUGGUUUUUUCAAUUUUGGAAAUUUUUCAAAUGCAUCCCUCUAUCAUUGCCCACUCUUUUCUGUAAAACAUCUUCCCCCUUAACAUGUUAAUACUGUAUUAUCAUAAAAGAUUAGUUAAGACCAUGAACACAUUCUAGUUCUUUUGGUUUAUAGCGUUUUGUCCCUUACUUGUAAAUUCACUUUGUCCUUUCACACUCCCACAAAUCCUGAGAUUUUACAUAUUACACCCCAUUUUAAUGGAAAUAUUUCCUGACUAAAAAUGCAUUAGACCACAUGGCCCAUUUAUGUUUGCAUAUAAAAGCAUAAAAUGACCAAUCAACCUAACAAAGAUGUGCUUAGUUUGUGUAUGCUGGGCACGUUACAUGUACUUGUGUAAGAACUGUGGCUUGA